GCAUCCUACACAGUGUUUAAACACAGGUCUCCUCUUAUCAUAAAGCUGACACAGGACAAAAUGGACUGGUUAUUGAAACUCACUAAGCCUCCCACUCCAAGUUCAUUGAUGGAAACAGACUGGCGAGCCAUUAAGUGGGGUGAGGAAAAAACAAUGAAGUCAAAACUGAAAGGAAUGAGAGUGAGAAACCCAGAGGUCCCGAGUCUGCGUAUCCUGGUCCAUGGUCCAGUGGGAGCAGGGAAGUCCAGCUUCAUCACUUCCAUAGACUCCAUCUUCCAGGAGCGCAUGACAAGUGCAGCCAUUCCUGAAACACUCAGUGAUCGCAGUUUUACAAAGAUAUUCAAAGUCCACAGGAUCAGAGAUGGAGAAACUAGAGAAUUCCUCCCCUUUGUCAUGUGUGACAUCAUGGGUCUAGAAGUGGGGGAUUCUGAUGGGGCGCAUCCUGAUGACCUCAUCAAAGUUUUAAAAGGUCAAAUGAAAGACGGCCAUAAGCUUAACCCUAGAAGCCGUUGUUCAGACACAGAUUUAAUCAGCAGCCCCACUCUGAGUGACAGGAUUCACUGCCUCGUAAGUGUCGUUCCAGCGGACAGGGUCACUCUGAUGGGAGAGGAUGACUUCAAGAAGAUGAAGCAAAUCAGAGAACAGGCUAGUGAAAUGGGAAUCCCUCAGGUUACAAUGCUAACGAAAGUGGAUCAGGCAUGCCCAGAUGUCGGGAAGGACAUCACAAUGAUCUACAAGAGCAAGAAGAUCAAGGAGAAGAUGCAGGACUGCAGCUACAAACUGGGAGUUACUGUGAGCUACAUCUUCCCAGUAAAGAACUACCAUGAGGAGACUGAUCUGGACCCAAAUGUGAACGUGCUUCUACUGUCUGCACUGACACACAUCCUGAAUUUCGCCAACGACCACGUGGAAGAUAAGAUGCCUCCUGGUCCUGCCAACAUGAGGAACAGUAGCUGUGAUAAUCAGCAUUAAGUUACCAGAGCUGUUUUGAUAUCAACAUACACUGUAAUGUCUUAAACUCAACAGCAAAUGUGUGCAAAUUUUAUUCUAUUUCAUUCUCUCAAGAUUUUGUAGUCUGGAUCGGGAGAUGCCAGAAUUCUAUCCCCUGCCUGUGUGUAACCCUGCAGAUUCAUUGUAUAACAGAUAAUAAAUGCUGACAGAUCAA
This is a messenger RNA of Sardina pilchardus (European sardine), 1165 nucleotides long. RefSeq names its product interferon-induced protein 44-like. The transcript is spliced from 8 exons. NCBI's taxonomy places the organism in Eukaryota, Metazoa, Chordata, Actinopteri, Clupeiformes, Clupeidae. Gene Ontology annotation, biological process: immune response. Bases 61 to 972 code for a protein of 303 amino acids. The record is from RefSeq and is a predicted model, not a curated record.